This is a messenger RNA of Fonsecaea nubica, 1467 nucleotides long. RefSeq lists its product as hypothetical. The record is from RefSeq and is a predicted model, not a curated record. The transcript has a single exon. The coding region runs from base 1 to 1467 and encodes 488 amino acids. Gene Ontology annotation, molecular function: chloride channel activity. NCBI's taxonomy places the organism in Eukaryota, Fungi, Ascomycota, Eurotiomycetes, Chaetothyriales, Herpotrichiellaceae.
AUGGCUAAACCGGGGACACCCAAGAACCUCAAACUCGAGGUCAACGACUUUGGAUCUUCAACGUCCUCGUACGACCCGAAAACGAUGGCCUCUCCCGGUCGAGUAACCAACUUCAAACCACUGGCACUCCGAGCUCCCACACACACCUCACUCGAUAUCGAAGACCUCUUUGUCGGACCCCGGGACAUGAACCACCACUCCAAAUGGCCCUGGUUUGCGCGUCUGCACGGUAGUGUGCUGCCCAAGAUGAUCCUGCCGCUCGCGUUCGUGGCCGGCUGGGCGACGUUGUUCACCUGCAUCAACAAGUUCGUGUACGAACUGGUGUUUGACUCGGUCCUCCUCACCAUCACCGGUUUCGUGGUCAGUUUGGCGUUGUCGUUCCGGUCGACGACGGCCUAUGAAAGAUACAGCGAGGGGCGGAAAUACUGGGCACAGUUGAUUGUGACAUCGAGGAAUCUGGCGAGGAUUAUCUGGAUCCACACCAAGGAGCGACAUUCCGUGAGCGAGGAACAGGGUAAGUCGGAGCUACUGGCCAAAUUGACCGCGCUGAACCUCAUCAACGCCUUCGCUGUGGCCCUGAAGCACCGACUCCGGUUUGAGCCCUCGACCGACUACCCGGAUUUGCAACCGCUGAUUGGGAAUCUGCACACCCUGGCCAGCGAGGCGGACCAGAGCCAGCUACAACCCAAGCGAGCCAGCUCGUGGAAAGCCGCCGGGCAGUACCUGGGGGUGUCGUUCGCCGAGUCGAACCCGCGCAAGCUGAUCAAGCGGUCGCGGGACAACCUGGGCAACCUGCCGCUCGAGAUCCUCAACUACCUGGGAGCGUACCUGGACGAGGUGUGCAGCAACGGGCAACUGACGCUACCGAUCCACCAGACGACGGUGAUGAACAGCAUCGCGCAGCUCGCCGACAUCCUGACGGGUACGGAACGGGUGCUGAACACGCCGGUGCCGAUCGCGUACUCGAUCUCCAUCUCGCAGAUCACGUGGGUGUACAUCCUGACGCUGCCGUUCCAGAUCUACAGCAAGCUCGGGUGGGUGACGAUAUUCGGGGUGGUGCUGGCCGCGUACAUCAUCCUGGGCCUGGCGGCGAUCGGGUACGAGAUUGAGAACCCCUUUGGCGUCGACGUCAACGACCUUCCGCUCGACGACUACUGCCGCGAACUGGCGUCCGACAUUGACGUGCUGACGAGCAUGCCGGCACCCAACACCGAAGGCUUCAUCACCACCGCGCACAACAAGGUGCUCUUCCCGCUGAGCAUGAGCGACUACGAGCUGUGGAACGACCGGUCCGUGGCCGAGAUCCGAAGUGCCCUACGCGCCAAAGCCACCACGGCCGCGACGUCGGUCGAUUUUGAGCGCGCAAAGGCCCAGGUCGAAAGCAACAGCGAGGGGAUAACGGCUCGAGGGGCACCGCCUGUCCAGGAGACCAAGGCCCGAGACAUAAUGGCCGCUGAAGCGGUGUAG